AACAAGAGAAGGGACACGUGCAGGAGGGAGAGAGGGAGGGAGGGAGGGAGAGCAGCGAGAUCCCGCCGCCAGCUCUGUGCUUUGCACGCGCUUCGGGAAGCGCGGAGGCGGGACCCCGCGCAGCCUGGGCUUCCACCGCCUUCCCGGGGCUUCGAGACUUUGCAAAAGCAUCGGGCGUCCAAUUUGGCGAGCGUUUUUGGCGCGGAGGCCGAGGCGGCCCGGGGAGCUGGGCUGGGGCGCGCGGUGGCGUCCCCGGCACCUCGGCGGCCUCCCUUUGUGUGCGACCCCGCGCUGGCUGCCGGCUGGCUCCCGCCGCUCGCUUGGCUCGCUCGCGCUCCGCACGUUCGGCACCUGCUGGCGACCCUGUCCGGCUGCCAGGCAGCCAGGGCGCGCGCGGCCCGGGACUGGAGUCAUUGGCAUUGCUAGCACGUGGGGGCCGUGCGCUGUUGCCUUGGACUUCUCCCGUGUGCUCCCGGGAGGAACCAGGAGGCACUUUGCAGCCGACAAUGAAAUCCUGGCAGCUAAUUGCAGUCGUGGGAGAUGCCCUUCAGGAUAUCAAAGCAGACUGCAAUACCUGUGUGGAAAUAGAGGACAGAAAGGGCAGGCGUUGGCAAGCUAUGGCCCAUGGGCCAAAUCCAGCCCUCCUGCCUGUUUUGGACUCGUCCAGUUGGACCACAGCCACACUCGUGCAUCAUUUCUGCACUGACUUUGGCUCGCCUUCUGCCUCAGUGAGUACUGGGGAAGCCCUCCAUGCCCAGUCCUCCAGAGGGGGCCCUUUCUAAAUAAAGUCUGUUCAUUAGGGACUC
This is a messenger RNA of Hipposideros armiger (great roundleaf bat), 806 nucleotides long. RefSeq lists its product as uncharacterized. The record is from RefSeq and is a predicted model, not a curated record. The transcript is spliced from 3 exons. The annotation marks the transcript as partial. NCBI's taxonomy places the organism in Eukaryota, Metazoa, Chordata, Mammalia, Chiroptera, Hipposideridae.